Messenger RNA from Rhinocladiella mackenziei CBS 650.93, 858 nucleotides. RefSeq lists its product as uncharacterized. Gene Ontology annotation, cellular component: intracellular anatomical structure. Bases 1 to 858 code for a protein of 285 amino acids. The transcript has 2 exons. Lineage: Eukaryota; Fungi; Ascomycota; Eurotiomycetes; Chaetothyriales; Herpotrichiellaceae. Gene Ontology annotation, molecular function: oxidoreductase activity, acting on NAD(P)H, oxygen as acceptor. The record is from RefSeq and is a predicted model, not a curated record.
AUGGACGACGCAAUGAAUGGAGGUGCUUUCAAGCACCAUAACACGGAGCCUCCGACUGGGAAACUUAUCAUGCCUUUAUUCUCAUUGAAAGGAAAGACAGCAAUAAUUAGUGGAGCCGGAGCUGGUAUUGGACUUGCUGUGGCACGUGGAUACGCUGAGGCGGGGGCGAAUGUUGUUAUUUGGUAUCACAGUAACAAGAAGGCUCUUGAGCGCGCAAAGGAAAUUGAAAAGGAGUUUGGCGUCAUGUGUCGGGCAUAUCAAGUCGAUGUCAGAGAUGCGAAAGCGGUUGACGAAACCAUCGUGUCUCAAGUCAAGGAGUUCAACAACCGUUUGGAUAUUUUUGUUGCCAAUGCUGGCAUUCCAUGGACACAAGGCCCUAUGAUUGGUGGCCAACUGGAGCAUUAUCAGAACGUUAUGAAAAUUGAUAUCGACGGAGUCUUUUAUUGUGCACGAACAGUAGGACGAAUCUGGCGAGAACAGAAGAAGAACAAGCUGGAAGGCUUCACCUAUGGCAAAUUUAUUGCGACUGCCAGCAUGAGCGGUCAUAUUGCCAACAUUCCUCAAUUGCAGACAGCGUACAAUUCCGCCAAAGCUGCCGUGAAACAUAUGUGUCAGUGUUUGGCUAUCGAAUGGGUGCAAUUUGCCCGCGCCAACAGUAUUAGUCCGGGCUACAUAGCCACCGAGAUCAGCAACUUCAUCCCUCCAGAGACGAAAAGUAUUUGGCGAGAUAAGAUUCCCAUGGGUCGAGAAGGGGAGCCCAUCGAAUUGGUUGGCGCAUAUUUGUAUCUCGCUAGCGAUGCCAGUUCAUACACGACCGGAACCGACAUUAUUGUUGAUGGAGGUUAUUGUGCUCCGUGA